Molecule: messenger RNA, 2157 nt
Organism: Orbicella faveolata
Lineage: Eukaryota; Metazoa; Cnidaria; Anthozoa; Scleractinia; Merulinidae
Product: multiple PDZ domain protein-like
Molecular function (GO): protein binding
Source: RefSeq, a predicted model, not a curated record
CUGACAAGCUUUAAAGUUAGACAACAUCAAGCAAAGACGAUUAACAAAGAAAUUAAACGACAGCAUAAUUAGAAUUGAGCGUGGUUUAGCAAAGAAAGUUGCGCGCAGUCUCAAAAAAGAGAAAGGGGACUCGUAAAGCACGUUUGCUUAAAUUCUGUGAGAGAAUUCCAAUGGCUCCUGUGUCUAACACAACGAAAGCACGAGCGACUUCUCCCGAAGUGGUGAAUUUGUUUCCCUUUGAUUCAGGUGACCCCAAGAAAAUAAAAGAGUUCGUGGAGACUACGAUAACCAUUGAAAAGGAAACGGCGGGCCUCGGGCUUGGAAUUGUGGGUGGAUCUGAUACCUAUCUGGGAGGGAUAGUAAUAAAUGUCAUUGAGCCAGGAGGCGCGGCGGCUAAGGACGGGAGAGUAGCAGUUGGAGACCAGAUCAUUUUGGCAAACGGCGAGAGCCUACGACAAAUGAAUCAUAAGAACGCGGUUUCCGCUCUGAGGCUAGCGUCAUCUCCUGUGAAGCUAACUAUUUUACGAGAAGAGCCUGAACAGAUUUUCACUUCAACUGAAGAACCAUCACUAGUGUUCGAAGUGAAAUUAGUUAAACCCAUCACUGACUACAUAGGACUCAGUGUUCUCGCAAGAAAGGACAAGAAGGGCGUGUUCGUUACUUAUGUGUCUGAGGACAGCAUUGCGUACAAGGAGGGAUCGAUUCAACAGGGCGACAAGCUUCUUGAGGUAAACGGUAUAAGCCUCAAGAAAGCAACUCAAGAAGAAGCUUGUAAAGCUUUAAGGCGCGCCUACGGAACUGUGAAGCUAAAAGUGGGACGAAUCUCAUAUUUGCACUCUUCCCUUUCGUCGUCCAAAACCGAGGCAUCCUACAUCAAUCACGCUCUUGAAGACGAUAGAGGGCUCAGCAAGGAAUUCCGGCGGUGGAAUAGCUUUGGCUUUGAACAGAAGAGGAAGCGUAAAGUACCACGUGACAGUAAUAACAAAGUUCCCCCCAGACGACGGUCAGUCAGUUGCCAAGAUUAUAGCCAGGCAGGGGAUACUGACCUUGAAGGACUGGAACGAGCGUCUUCCGAACACGACAUAAGAGGGAACAAUCAACCCAAGAGAGAUAGAAAUCACGAGGAGCCACACCAAGAGAGAUUUAGAUAUAUUUACCCAGACCGGAUUGAGCUGUCAUUUAGAGAUCAGCCGAGUCGACAUGGACAAUGCUAUCAGAAAGAAGAUUAUGUAUAAAAAGGGGAGCGACAACAACAGUUCCAAUUGCCACUGUAAUGGGGUGCAAGCUGGUGUGAACAAGGCAGGGGCACGUUUGCGAAGAAAAAACAGUUAUUUCAAACAGAGGAGUUACGUCUAUCUGAGAGAUCGGCAGCUUGACAAAAGGAGAGGAAUCACUUACUUAUUUUCUUUUUAAAGUAAUAGAUGAGAAACUGGUAAAUAAACAAGAAUCAAUAUUGUGACCCCAGGGGGACUGAAUUCCCAUAUAAAAAGGACAGGGGUGCUUUUCGUACUUUUCAGGGGUCAAAAAAGAGGUUUUUGUGGUGUUCAGCCUCGUAACGUCCGCAACAUUUGUCUUAAACUGUCAGUAAUGAGUUGUUUUAGAAUUUGUACAUCUUAAGGGUGAAUAAAAUUUCAAGCCACGCCCAAAAAAUAGGAUCUUGGUAGUCCUUCGGGGUUUUUUCCAAACUUUCGGGCGAUCGAGUUUCCCCGUCCUAUUUAGAUGAGAGUCCCCCCUCCCCACCGGGAUUGAGACGUUUUUUUCAUGGAGGAGAGUUACUGGACUUGAAGGAAAAGAAUGGGUAGGGUAUAUUUUGAGAUGAUUACACGUAGAGCCGGGAGACAAAGAUUCAUAGAUUUCACAAGAUAAAGCCAAAUAAGUCAAUUUCGUAUUUGAUUGGUGCAAAAAUAUUUCAAUGCGAUCCUGAAAGUUCAUCCACAGACUAGAAAGCUAAAAGCACCUUGUACAGCUUGAUAAACAAUAUUAAACAUGCUGAUCAGAACUGCUUGAUUUAGCACAGGUUUUUGUUAUUUGUUUUGUUUGUUUAUCUUUAAAUUUUGGCUGCUCAGUUUUCGUUUAUAUCAUCGCACAGUGGUUUUUUAAGGAUUGGUUCAAUGAGCGAAAGAGUUUAAUUAGUAAAUGAAAGAGUUUAAAUAAAUU